AUGCAGAGAAGCGGCAAAGCACUGAAAGCGUCUUUCCGUGGUAGUUGGGUUUGCCGAAUAAAAGUUAACAAGAAAAACGUGCCAGACCGGGACUCAUACACUCACCAAUCCCAUCACAGAGGCCACGUUUCCCGAGGGAUCGUUCAGCAAUUGGAGCACGAGAGAGAGUGGACUUUUGAUUUUAAUGUUGCUCUUAAGAAUAAAAAUAAAAAAGGCUUAACGCAGUGCUUAUGA
Plasmopara halstedii is the source of this 234-nucleotide messenger RNA. RefSeq lists its product as uncharacterized. The transcript is spliced from 2 exons. The record is from RefSeq and is a predicted model, not a curated record. Bases 1 to 234 code for a protein of 77 amino acids. Lineage: Eukaryota; Oomycota; Peronosporomycetes; Peronosporales; Peronosporaceae.